Molecule: messenger RNA, 873 nt
Organism: Moneuplotes crassus
Lineage: Eukaryota; Ciliophora; Spirotrichea; Euplotida; Euplotidae
Source: the annotation of a GenBank genome assembly
AAAAUGGAAAGUACUAAUAAAGCUAUUGAAGAAGAGAACACCCAGAUAAUCCGCCUAGAGAAGUCUGUCCUGGCAAAAACCAAGAAGCAAGAGGUCACCACAUGCCAGAGCAUCCUCUAUAAGGUUUAUCCAAAUCAAAAAGUUGAGCCAUCGGAUCCAGACUCCGAAGAAGUUUCAGGAAACAGUACACUUAACAUUUGGUUGGGCAACAUCUGGGAUGGAAAACUGUUGAAAAGUUUGAAGUGUCUUAAGCUUUUUGAUAUAGACUACCUUGAUUUGGAUGAGAUUGAUUCUAAAAACAGGCGUUUUAUUUUAAAUUUCUUACAAUCCUCAUUCCCAAAUAAAAUUAAGCAUCUCGAUUUUUUGUCCAGUGGCCUAAUGGAUCUGAAAAGGUGCAACUACUUAAACUCCCUGACCACACUCAGCUCCAAAGUCGUUCAUGAAGUCAUCUUUCAAAAUUUCAGCAUCGGCCUGCCCCAAUUCAAGAGGCUAGUGGCAGCUUUCGAGCAUGUGAGAAUUUUGAGAUUGCAAUUUUUCAGGCUAUCUAUCCCAAGUGUUCCUGAUUUGUCAAAGGCUCUGAAGAAUUGCCAAAUCCAGAUAAUAGAUUUAGAAGGAUCAGGAGACUCUGAUAGAAGUGACUGGAAGAAUGACUUCGACGAGUUCGAGAACUUGGUACAAGGGUUAGCAAGCUCUCCAGAUUUAAGAUUGAGUCUUGAAAAAGUAUUUGUCACUGACUGCGGAGUAAAGAAUAACAAAGUUGAACAAGUUUUUGAAGAAAACCAGCUUGGAGGAGUUAACAUAAUUGAUUUAGAAUAAAUUUUGGCUAAAUUUCUUAUUUUUACUACUUUGGCUUAAAUUCUGCUUCUUCCAUAU